GAGGCGGUGGCGGCCGGAGCCGCCCGUGGAGCCCGUGCCGGCGGGCCUGUUACCCUCCGCGGCCGCGCUGGUCGGCAAGGCCGCGCUCGUGGCGGCGGCGCUGGGGGCCAGCUGGGCCAUCUUCGGCAGGGUGCGGGGCUUGCUGGACAGGAAGCUGCGGCGGCCGUACGACCCAGGGCGGGAUGCGGGCAGCGUGGCCGACCCUGCGGCCGAGAUGGAGAGGGUGGUCACCUUCAUCCAGGACGCCGUCGUGCGGCCCAUCGACUCGAGGCUCAGGGGCCAUCCGUUCGGGAACGACCUGCAGGCCUUCCCCCUGACGCCGACGGUGCUGGUGAUCGGCAACCACUCGUCGGGGAAGUCGACGUUCAUCAACGACAUGCUCGGCAGGCAGGUCCAGGAGACGGGCGUGGCGCCGACCGACGACGGCUUCACGAUCCUGGAGAGGGCCAGGCCUCCCGCGACGCCCGCGACCGAGGAGGACGGCCCGACGCUGCUGGGCUGCCCGCAGAACAAGCCGUUCCACGAGCUGCGGCGCUUCGGGGAGGCCUUCCUGGGGCACUUCCGCCGCAAGCGCAUCCUGCUGCCCGACGGAGCCUCCAUGCCCUACGGGCUGCAGCUCGUCGACUCCCCGGGCAUGAUCGACACGCCCGGCGACGGCGUCCGAGGCAGGGGGUACGACUUUGUGAAGGUGGUGCGGUGGUGGGCGAAGAGGAGCGACCUGAUCCUGAUGCUGUUCGACCCAGACAAGCCCGGCACCACGGGGGAGAGUCUCGAGGUGCUGACGAAGUCGCUGUCCGGGCUGGAGUUCAAGUUCCGCAUUGUCCUCAACAAGGUCGAUGGGCUGGACAGCGUGGUUGACUUCGCGCGCGCCUACGGCACGCUGGGCUGGGCGCUGUCCAAGGUCAUCCCGCGGAAGGACAUCCCCCUCAUCUACACCACCUGCAAUCGGGCGUUCGCGGACCGGGCCCGAGCUUCGGUGCUCCCCCUGGACGAGUUCGCGGCGAGCCGGGACGACGUGGUGUCGGCCGUGUUCCAGGCGAAGGAGCGCCACUGGGACAACGUGAUCACGACGCUGGAGCGCACCCUGCGGCAGGUGGAGAUGGUGGCCGCGAUCCUCAGGAGGGUGCGCAUGGAGGCGGUGCGCCAGCAGGUGGUGGUGCCCGCGCUCGUCCUGGCCGCCGUCAGCGUGCCGGGGCUGGUCGGCUCCUGGGCGCUGCGCGGAGGGGCGCAGUCGGGGUUCCUCGGGGCCUGCUACGCGGUGGUCUACGUCUGCUGCGGGUCCCUGCUGCGCCUCAACGCGCACCAGUUCGAGGCGCUCCAGCGCGCCGAGGGCGGCCUGAACGCGGCCUUCGACAAGGAGUACAGCGAGCUCUUCAUUCACGGCGACCGCGAGGACUACCGCGCGGAUUGGGCGCUGGCCAGGCCGCUGGUGUCGACCAUACUGAGAGCGACGCCCAGUCUGUCGCGGAUGCGCUCGGCGACGCCGGAGCAGAUCGCCAAGGUCCGCGAGUGCCUCGAACGGGACGUCUGGUACCUUCGGCAGCUCGCCAGGGCCAGGCGCUUGUCCAUGCAGGAUCCAGGCGGCC
Prorocentrum cordatum is the source of this 1586-nucleotide messenger RNA. NCBI's taxonomy places the organism in Eukaryota, Dinophyceae, Prorocentrales, Prorocentraceae. The record is from the annotation of a GenBank genome assembly.